AUUAAACAGAUAAUUUGAUACGUUUUAAAAUCAUUCUAUAUUUAUUUAAACCUUCGUAUUGGGGAAAGUUAAACGCACUUAACGUAACUUUUUCCAUACUCAUAACGUCUGUGUUAACUUUCUCUAAGAAUUCUCUUUGAAACUAUGAGAUUUUGAUAAAAAGCUUGAGUAUUUUUUAAUUGCCAUUUAUACCCAUGGCAGAUUCGUUUUUUGGCUUUGAUACAACGCUACCGCAAGAUGAAGACUUGGGUAGUUUAGAUCGCGAAUUAUCUGAAGAUGAAUACGACGCACUAAAUGAUGAAACAUUUACACAUGCUGUAAGAGACGAUUGGGAAGAUGGACAUGAAAACCUUGUCCGAAGUCAACGUAAAGGAACGAUAAAUGACAAAUUAGAAGACUCCGAAGAAGAAUAUGACUCGGAUUUGGAUAUAAAUUUUAUAACGAGGAAACUUGAAGACUAUGAAAUUCGAAACGAUGAGACCGACGUAAGAAAUCAAUUUCAACUUGAUCCUAGUGUAUGGACAAAUCCAAUUAAACCUGUGACACCUCACAAAGUUCCAAAUGCAUACAACAAUAAAUUCAAUGAACAUGAUCAUCCCAUGGGAUCAAGAAAAUUUCCCCCCCCUGGCAUUGCACCGCCGCCAUCAUUGGCACAACAAACUAACGUCCUUCAACAAUUCAUCGGAGGUGCGCCAAGUUCUCCUCAUCCCAAAAUUAUGUCGCUUGAAGAAAUAGAACGUAAUUUAAUUAAUCAACAGCAAAUUCAGCAACAUCAAAAAAUGAUGCAAGAGAAACUCGCUGCGAUUCAAUCGAAAGUUGGCCAACAGCAAUCGAAUGUCACAUCGCCAAAUCAACUUCAACCUCCUCCUCAGCAACAGCAACAACAACACCAGCAACCUCCAAAUGUUCAACAACAGCAAUUGAGAAAAAUUAUGACAAAUCAGAUGCCAGGCCAACCUCAACCCCAGCAAUCGCCCGGUUUAAUGUUUCCACCUCAUAUGAACAUGAAUGGUCCGCCACCACCAGCAGGAUUUCCCCCAAUUCCACCACAUCUUCAAGGACCGAAUUUAUCAAAAUUCAAUCCUCUCAUGAACAUGGCAAAUCAUCCAAUGAACAUCAACAACUUUCAUCCUAACUUUGGUCCAAUGCCAAUGCGACCUGGCGUUCAACUUCCACCACCAAUGAAUCGUUUGCCUCCACAUUUAAUGAACAUGCAAGGAAACACUUUGAUGUAUCAAAAUUUGAACACUGAGACACCAUACUUUGAUGAUUACUACUACACGAUGUAUAAAGAACGUCAAAGAUUACGUGGCAUUGAGAAUGAGAGUCAAGCUCAUCGUGAUAACCAGUUAAAUCAUCCAUUCACACAGCCGAAAGGUCACGCUCAAAUGCUUCUUCGACAGUUCAACAACAUUGGCAAGAAUGGAUUGCAAAAUCAAAAGAAUGGAAUGGGACGUGAAAGAAGAAGCUCGGAAUCGAGUCAGAAGAAUAAUGAGAAGGAAGCACCGACACCGCGAACCUACACGCCAUUGCAAUUUGAGAACUCUUUAGGAAAACUUCAAUGCGGAAGUGUCACAGCACCAAGAAAGAUUAUUGACAUGGAAAUCGUUGGAACUGGUGAAAAUGGUGGACAAUCAUCAGUCUCUGAAUUGAGUACGCAGAAGAAAUCAAGACAAAUUCUCAUGCACAUUGAGACACUUUAUAAGAUUGUCUUGAAGUUGGAAGAUCUUCAACAUCCGAUGGCAAUUUCAGCUACGAUCAUUAUGAAGGAGAAACGUGAAAAGCAACGUCAACAACAAGAACAAGAUUCAAGAAAUGAUAAUGACGAGAAUGCUUCAACAAAGUCGUCAAUUUCCAUUAACGAAGCUGAGACACAAAGUGAAUUGAUGAUAAAGUUGCUGGCUUUGUUGUGUGUUGAGAAGAUUCCUGGAAUGAUGGCAGUACGUAAAGGACGUAACCUCAUCAAACGUAUCAUGCCUCAUAUUAAAGAUCAACCAAUUCGUUGGGAUAUUUGGAACGCGGUUUUCAUAUCUUUAACUGUUUUUAAACGUGACAAACUUGAAGAGAAUGAAUCUUCUUUGAUGGCGCUUUAUUAUGAGUUUGCUUUGCAUUUGCAAGAUGCUGACUUAAGUGAUUUGUUGAAGGUGACAAAUAAUAUGAUGACGAGUGACAAGUUGAUGAGUUUUGUUAAUGGAUGCAAGCUUGUGGUUUCGAGUAUCAUUGCGAUGAUCAUCAAAUCGGAACUUUUAUAUCAGAAGUCGGGCGAUGCGAUAAACUUCGCAGAAGAAGAGCAGUGGAUUCGAUUCUUAAAUAAACUUUUUGAAAUCGUCAACAAUGAUCGCACUGUCGACGCACAGAUUCUGAAUUCCGCUAACAACGUUCAUCGCGAUAAAAAUGACAACGAACGGAUCAUCAAGACCGUGAUGGUUCAUUUUCAACGCUUCAAAGCACGUUUCACGAGCGACGAGGAGAAAUUGGUGAAACUUUUGGGAAUUCAAUACGAUGUGAAGUAAGUUCGCUUCCCAUAAAUAUUUAUUUCCAUUUCAUACUUUGAAAAUAAUAUUCUUAUCAUAGAAAAUACUUUUUACAUAAAACUGCAUAAAAGAAAAAUUUUCCAAUCGCAAAACAAGCAUAAGAAAAAUUAAAUGGACAAAAAGAAAAAGAAGAAGAAAAAACUUCGAUAAUUGUAAAAAUCACGUUUUUAUUUGUUAAUUAUUUUUGUGGAUAAAUUUUUUCUCAUUUUUAUUUUCAAAGCUUUGAUUAAAUGGUUAAAAAUACGUGAGAUGUAGAUUAGUUGACUCAGUUUAUGAAUAAAUGCGGUUAGAUAAGUGUUUAAAUUGUACUUAAACAAUUUAAUUUCAUCUCAGUGUUUAGAUUUUAAUGAAUUCUUACAAGUGCUUGACUUGCUGCUGUUUGAUUAAUCAAUGGACGCUUCGGUAUGAAUGCUGAAAUGAAUUUAAAUUGUUUAAGUAUUCAAAGAGCGAUUAACCGACAACAUUCGUCAACUGAGUCUGCAUUAUAAACGAUUGAAAAAUGUUAAAGAUGAAAAUAAAAAAUCUUUACAAGUUUUCUUUUUUAAAUCACGAAAGUUAAUAGGAAAAUAAAUUAGAUUUGAUGUUCUUAAUUAAAGAGAAAAAAAAACAAACAUGAAAACGUGUCGUUUAAAAAGAAUUUUUUUCUGCAAUUUUUCAAUUAUUUAGCUUCGUUUUUUUAUCAAUUCUAAUAAUUUGUCAAGAAGUUAAUCGUCAACCAUAACAAAAGUCUUGAAGGUUUCAUUAAAAAUCCAAGACGCAGUGUAAUGAGUAAUUAAAUCAAACUUAUGACGUGGAUUAAAACUUGUUUAAUAUUUCAACAAAAGUGAGCUCAGAUGUCAUUUGUAGAACUUGGCCUAACACAGAAACUUUUUGCUUACAAUUAAAAUUCUUCAAUUUCAUAGUGUGAAUGAAAUUUUUUUCUUCUUUUUAAAAACAAAAAUAAUUUUAAAGUUCUGUCGAGAGUGAAGCAACAAAAUAAAAUGUAAAAUUUUUGUGAAUGUGACCGGAAGGAUUUUUCAACAUUGAUUUCAUUAAAAUCCUUUGAAUGUGAAUGAAAAUUGAAGAAUUUUAAUUGUAGGAUUCGCAAGAAGUUUCCAAACAAUCUUCAGAACAUUUGCAAUAUUAAUGAUGUUGACAUUAAACCAUCUCCAGUGACUCCAAACUUAAAUAUUCAGCUUCAAGACAAACAAAAGAACAUUUGCAAUCAUCAAUGAAUAUUUGUUUUUAAAAAUUGAUGAUGCAAAUGCACAGUAACAAAUCUUCUUGUUUUUUAUACAAAAAAAAAUUAAAAAUUCGUUUUAAAUUAAUUUUAAGAUUGUUUUGGAUGAUUCUGCGAUUGUUAUAAAGUCAAAAUAUUUCAGACUUUCAAUCAUUCAUCUGAAUAAAUUCAUUUUGAUUUCUACUUCAACUUUAUAUAUUUAGACACCCACGCAACCUAAACUAUCAUAGAUUCGAUCUUUGAAUGUAAUAUUUUCAAACUUAUGGGAUAAACACAAAAAGAAAAGUAACUGAAACGACACUUUCAUAUAUUAAUCUAUUUUAAGAAGUUGAAUAAAAAGAAAAGCAUUAAGGA
Messenger RNA from Clunio marinus, 4107 nucleotides. The record is from the annotation of a GenBank genome assembly. NCBI's taxonomy places the organism in Eukaryota, Metazoa, Arthropoda, Insecta, Diptera, Chironomidae.